Molecule: messenger RNA, 5568 nt
Organism: Gasterosteus aculeatus aculeatus (three-spined stickleback)
Lineage: Eukaryota; Metazoa; Chordata; Actinopteri; Perciformes; Gasterosteidae
Product: leucine zipper putative tumor suppressor 2 homolog
Biological process (GO): negative regulation of canonical Wnt signaling pathway; cell division
Source: RefSeq, a predicted model, not a curated record
GAGCCCCUUCUGGUCUGGAGAGCAAAGGACUGAGCCCGCCCCGCUGAGCAUCAGCCCGGGCUGCGCCGGUGGGGAUAACCGAACGCGCUCAGCCCGGACAGCAGCCGUCCGAUCGGCAGCGGAUCCGCUGAGCCGCUGCGGGGAACCGGAGCGGCGACCGCAGGAGGAACUACGGAUAAAGACCACAACGUUUGACUCGCUGCUCGCUGUCUUUCAGAAGAAAAGGAAAAAGUUGUGACACCCGCGGAGAGAAGAACAGCCGACGGGAGACUCGCGCAACGCAUUUGCCGUCGGAGAAAACGUUGCUUGAGGAGAACAUCCUCCCUGAUUGCAGGAGGCUUCGGAGAGGAGCCGAGUCCCGGGAUGAGAGCUCUCUGCCGCUUCCCUGUUUCCCCCAGACCUUCAGCACACUGGGAGACACCCUGAGAGUGUGUGGUGUGUCUGCCACCGUCGGGUUGCCAUGGCUUUGGUUCAGGCGUUGCCUGUGACCGCGACUGAGCACCAGAAUCCAGGUCUCGACGUGCAGCAGUGCCGGCCUCUAUCAUCCCACUCCCCGUCGGGCCCCUGCCCCGGCCCCUGUGGGCCCUGCAGCUCCGGGAUCGCCAUGGGUUCCGUCAGCAGCCUCGUAUCGGGCCGAACGUAUCAGGAGAGGCACUGCCGGGCCGCCAGCGAGUUCACCGCCAAGUCUCGUCGCUCCACGCCGGCCACCAGCUGCUUCCGGCUCCAGGACGACACCCUGCGCAGCGGCAGCUCCCUGGAGCAGCUGCUGGUUAUCAGCAACCAAACGCUUCCCCAGGCCGAGGUUCUUCCCCCGCCGCUGCCCACCAAGAAGCAGCCCCGGCCCGGUAACUCUGCUGGGGCGAGCGGCGGAGCGCCCGCUGGAGUGGCGACUAAUGGAAACUUGGGCUUUGUGAGCGACGAGGUGGUGAUCGGAGAAUGGAAAGACAACUCUGUAGAAGCAACCGCGAGCCCCUGCAGCGACUCAGAGGACCAAAGGGACAGCAGGACCGGCAACAUUGGAGGGCCUCCUCCCAAACUCAUCCCUGUGUCGGGGCAGUUAGAGAAGAACAUGGAGAAAGUGCUGAUUCGUCCUACGGCAUUCAAACCUGUCAUCCCCAAGAAUCGUCACUCUGUGCACUACUUGUUACCGCGGCCUGGAGGCAGCCUGACGGAGAGCCAGGCCAGCCUCAACCUCCUGCUGCCGCUCGCAGGGUCCAACGGCGGCGGCGCCGGCGCAAACGGCAUCGGAGGGAGCAGCAGCUCCGGCUCUGAAGGGAAACGCAACUCCUACAGCGGAGGCCGUAAUGCACGGGGCAGCCAGUCGUACUCCAUGUCGGAUUCCGGGAGGAACUCGCUCUCCAGCCUGCCUACUCACAGCAGCACAGGCUACAGUCUGGCGCCCAGCGAGGGCUCGGGCUCUUCCGGGGUGCAGCUGGAGCCCGCGCCGGGCUUGGGCCGAAACACUUCAGGUGCGAGUGGGAGCCACGGCCACACCAACUCAGACAGUGGACGUUCCUCAUCCAGCAAGAGCACAGGCUCCGGGUCGCUAAGCGGGCGCGGGCAGCCGCUGUCGGACAGCGGGUCGUGCGGCCACUCGCCGCCGCUGGUGGAGGGCUACGAGGCCGUGGUGAGGGAGCUGGAGGAGAAGCUGAGGGAACGAGACCUGGAGCUGCAGCAGCUCAGGGAAAAUCUGGAUGAGAAUGAAGCUGCCAUCUGCCAGGUGUAUGAGGAGAAGCAGCGGCGCUGUGAAAGAGAGAUGGAGGAGUUGAGACAGAGCUGUGCAUUAAAGAUGAAGCAGGCUUCUCAGAAGGCCCAGAGGGCCCAGCAGGUGCUACAGUUACAGGUAUUUCAACUACAGCAGGAGAAAAAGAAGCUGCAGGAGGACUUCUCCUCGCUGCUGCAGGACAGGGAGACGCUGGAAAGGAGGUGUGCGACCAUCCAGAGGGAGCAGACUCAGCUGGGGCCUCGUCUGGAAGAGACAAAGUGGGAGGUGUGUCAGAAGUCAGGAGAAAUCUCCCUCCUGAAGCAGCAGAUGAAGGAGAUCCAGUCCGAGCUCAGCCAGAAGGCCGGAGACAUCGUGGUGCUGAAGGCCCAGCUGAGAGAAGCGCGUUCUGAGCUGCAGGCCAGCCAGGCUCGAUCUCACGAGGCCGCCGCGGCGCUGCGGACACGAUCUCUGGAGCUGGAGGUCUGCGAGAACGAACUCCAGAGGCGCAAGAGCGAAGCCGAGCUGCUCCGGGAGAAGCUUGGCCGGUUGGAAGAAGAGUCAGCCCGCCUCCGUGACACUCUGUCCAACUACGGCGUGCACUCUCUACCUGCAAAUCUGACCACGAAGGGGCAAUGCAUGAGCCUCUCCCUCCAACAGGGUAGAGGAAUGGCGGGGAGAGGCGGUCCCAGCCCGUCUUUGUACCGAGAUGCGGAGGAGAGCCAUGUGGUGUGGGGAGGGGAGAGCGAUGAAGCCAAGGCUCAGAGGCAGAAUGCAGAAGCAGUGCUGGGAUUCAGACAACAGGUGGACAGGCUGAAGGCUGAACUCAUGUACGAGAGGAGGACUAAUGAGGAGCAACUGUCCCGUUUUGAGGAUGAAAGAAGAGUGUGGCACGAGGAAAAAGAGAAGGUGAUCCGCUACCAGAAACAGUUGCAGCAGAACUACAUCCAGAUGUACCGCAGAAACCGGGAUCUCGAGCGAGUGAUGAGGGAGCUGAGUCUAGAGCUGGAGAACAGGGACAUGGAGGACUACGAGGUUCACAGUGGCAGCAACGACAUCCACUUUGAGGAAAUCACCGCCACAGAGAUCUAAUCACACUAACACACACUCUUGUCGUAGUAUGUGCACAGGAACGUGGAAACACAACACGAAAAAGACUGAGGACGUUAACCCAACAUUGAAGUCCAGGCCAAAUACUGCUCUGUCUUCCACAACUGGACCACUGAGUGAGCACUCACCACUUGUCACUGUCAAAAGGGAAGUCUCCCAAAGGUGCAUUGUUUCUUCCGUACUCCAAUAAAUCCGUAUACAAAGUGUCCCCUCUGGCACAUUUAACAGGUUUUGCUCCACUACAAAGCCAGCACAAAGACUUAUUCCCUUCUGCCGGAGCUAAAGCUGUGAAGAUAGCGUUUCUCCCACAGACCGCCAGAUCAAAUCAGGGUUUCAAAAAUAGUCGGGAACUUGUAGCAAAAAAAUGUUACUGCGGGCACGGCAGUGUGAUCAAAGUGCAGUCACCCCUUUCGUGAUCGCACACAAGGUUAAACACCCGGGCCACCAGCAUGCAAUGCUCCAUCAUGACAGCAGUCCCAUCAAAAGCCACCGCUGCUGGCUGCUAAUGAUGCUCUAAUCAACUGGCCAAACAACAACAACAGCAGCUGCUGAGGGGGAAAAAACACCAAACAUGUGCUAUUUGUGUUUCAACGUGUUUAAAGGAUCAGCGUUCAUUUCAUUUUAAAAAUGAUUAUUGCUUUUCUGGUGCUAAAUUUCCAUAAAACAAAGAAUGUAUGGUGACUGUUAUCGGGAUAAAUGGUCAUCACGGCCAAUUGAAGAAUCUGCUCACCCAGGGAAACACAGUAGCGGUUUGCAGAACUUUUCCGUGCAAUUUUGGUUGUGAUACAACAAGCAAAUCCUCGAACUACAACACACCAGUUUUGACAUCUAGAUAUCCUAAACUGGUUUCUCCAACCAGGAGGAAACAGAAACCAAACGUUUGAAAAACGCUGCUGUUUACUAGACCACCAACGUUCACGCUGUCGCACCCGACCAGCGUUUUAUCUCAGACAACACAGCAAGCUCUGACAUAAACAUACAUGUGCAUUUCACAAUUGUGUAGCACGAUAGGAAGCAGACCGUUGCAUGAGGAGACAUCACCACAAUGCGCUUGAUUCUCCUCUCUCUUUCUAUUUCUGUGUUUGUCUCUAUAUCGGCUCACUCUUUCCAUCUCCAUCGCUGCUUUUUACUCUAUUUUUAUAACAGUCAGCAGUCGGUAUCAGGAAGCUAGAAAUGGUGCAUAUUCUUUUAGUUCGGUCAUGUCGUCACUGAGAGAUUUAAAGGCAUGCUUAUUCAGAGAUCCCUUUUAUUCUCUUUCAUUUCCAUUAGUACUCUUUAUUUAGCUUUUGCCAGCCAAAAGCCAAAUAAAACGUUUAUAGUCAUCUUAUUUUCCCCACUGGACUAUAAUCUUCACUGACUGCUAUACAGGUAGCAAGACUGGCAUGUCUGCAUGUCUUUGUAGUAUCAGAUUUAGAAGCUGGUAGUUCAGAUAGCGCUGAAGAGAGAACAUGCCGAUGCAGUAGCGCCGGCGCCGAGUGGCUGUUAAAGCCCUGAACAUAAGCCGGCGCGGAGCACGUCAAUGUUUGAAGCUGUUUUUUCACAGUAGACGCAAAGCUAAAACUGAGCACGAUGGGUCUCUGGGGAAAAAAAGUAGUUGGCUGAGAUCUUUUAUUUUACAAAGAGUCUUUAUCAAGGAACAACAGUUAAAUGGAAAUCUAUAUAAUGGAGAUGUUGUAUAUUUUUCUAUAUAAAGCACCUGAAGAUAUUUUGUUGUAGUACUGAUAUAAGUGUGGGUUUAAUAUACAACGUAUAAAAAACUCCUCGAUGUACGUACAUAUAUAUAUCACAUACCAAUAUUUCAAAUGAUGGAUCAGUUAUAAAUGGAGGCGGCAGCAUAGAAAGAGUGCACCUAAUACUGUAAUGCAUGAAAAUAUGUUUUUAUGUAUUAUGUGAUCUCUGUGACACAAACUCUAGUGACCAAACUUUGCAGCUGAUAACAGUUGGCAACUUUUAGUUUAGGCUCAGUUUUGAACCGCCGACGCUCCAUUUUGAUUGAUCAAUUAUCUGAUUGUCAGGAUCAUAAUAUCGCACCAAUUCAUGUCUUCAUCUUUGGGUCUUGCUUGUCCUAAAUUCAUAAACGCAUGAGACGGGUGAUUUUUGGUUGACUUCUUCAUUAAGUUGAGUUCAGAGUGAACGCAAACCAAGAAAGUGUUAUGGUUUUUAUUCUUGGAAACUCAAUCCAACCCGAGAUUUGAUUAUCACAUUUCAAUCAGUCUAUAUUUUGCAUGACCUUACCACAUUCACUGCGGUUUGAGGGAUUUUGUAGAUUAUUACAAGCCCGCAUACAUGAGCAUAGCCAUGGGAAGUGACUUUGAUUGAAGCAAGUGGUUUGGCCCACCAUAUUUAAUUUGUUAACAAGACCUAGACUGUUAUUCACGCAGAUGAGGUUCAGAUGAAUACAGGUGAUGCAAACCAAACUGAAAUGUACGGGCUUCCGCUUUUUCCUCAAAUCUCAGUUCUCUUCAUUGUUGAAUAACUGAUUCUGUGUAAAUAUGUAAAACACUAAAUAGUAUAACAGAGUGACUUUGUCUUUUAUUUAGACAAAAUAUCUAUAUCAAAUGUAGCCACUGUGACUAGACCAAAGCAACGUAACACAUUUUCUUCUCUUUUUUUCUCAUAAUUUUGUGUGCAUUUUUUAAGUGUUAACUUACAUUGUGUCUUCAGUAAUUCAUGUAGGUAGUUAUCCAUGUAUAUUUUUAUGUGUACAUUUCUUGUACAAGUGUUUUUAAUUAAAAAACAAGUUGUCACACCUUAAA